This is a messenger RNA of Physcomitrium patens, 955 nucleotides long. RefSeq names its product small ribosomal subunit protein uS9c. Gene Ontology annotation, biological process: translation. The record is from RefSeq and is a predicted model, not a curated record. Gene Ontology annotation, cellular component: plastid small ribosomal subunit; ribosome. Lineage: Eukaryota; Viridiplantae; Streptophyta; Bryopsida; Funariales; Funariaceae. Gene Ontology annotation, molecular function: structural constituent of ribosome; RNA binding.
GAGAGCUUCCUCGCUCCUCCUCAAUCCUCCUCUAUAGCUCGCGAGCUGCCGUUGCUGCGGGAGCAAAUUUGUGGCGAUUUCGGGAGGGAUUUGUGUGUGUUGUGUUGGUAGCAAUGGCAGCCAUGGCAGCGAGCCAAGCGCUGGGGCUCUCCACCCACUUUGCCUCGCUCUCAGUGCAGGAGCCGCGGAAGAAAUUGGCGUCUAUCUCAUCUUCGACUUGCGGGAGCGUGCUGCGUUGCAAUGCGUUGAAGGCCGGCGUGCCCAUGCCGCGUAGGUCUGUGGUGGCGUUGCCCGUCGUCAGAGCUUCCACUUCCGAGGCCGCUGCCGCUGUGGUCGAGAGCCCCGAGAUGGAAGAGAGGCGUGCCCUGGAGGCCUGGGUGAAGCAGCAAUUGCCGGGCGGAUUCGCCGCCGCGCGAUUGAAUGGUACCGGGAGGAGAAAGACCGCCGUUGCGCGAGUUGUGCUUGUUGAGGGCUCAGGGAAGAUUGUUAUCAAUAACCGCACUGCUCAGGACUACCUACAAGGCAACCCAUUGUGGCUUCAGUCUGUGAAGUACCCGCUAGCCAGUCUAGGGUAUGAGACCAAGUACGACAUCAUAGUGAGGGUUGAAGGUGGGGGCUUAUCAGCUCAAGCUCAGGCCAUCUUGCUGGGAGUAGCGAGAGCUUUGAUUGUGGCCAACCAGGCCAACAGAGAUCCGUUGAAAAAACAGGGUUUGUAGACGAGAGACUCGCGUGUUGUAGAGAGGAAGAAAUACGGUCUCAGGAAGGCUCGUAAGGCACCACAGUACUCCAAGCGUUAAAUCUUUCUGGAGUAUGGCCCCGUUUGUUUGCUAUUUUAGAACAAGAUUGGGUUGUUUUUUUGCCCCUUUUGUAAUAGUUUAAAAUUUUAUUCCAAGAUGUAAUUGAUGGUCAUCUAUCAGCUCUUUCUCUUUAAUGACUUCGAUGUCAUGACACACAA